AUGCCGGCGAUGGAAUUCUAUGCCCGAAGUCUCGCUUCCUUCAUAGCACUCUUCAUAUGUGCUUGCUACGGUACCAUCGCUUCGGCUUGUCUCAACGUUGUUGGCUAUGGAGGUCUCGGGCAAUGGACGACUGCUCGGUCGUUCAAGUGGACGAUGCUGUUGUUCACGGGAGUGUGGUUUGAUAUACAAGACGAGAAGAAUUACUUGAAUUCAACGCGACCGGCUGUAUUCGUUGGCAAUCAUCAGACGGAGCUUGAUGUUCUGUUUCUCGGACAUGUCUUUCCAAAGUACUGCUCGGUGACUGCGAAGAAGAGCUUGAAGAUGGUGCCGUUUUUGGGAUGGUUCAUGGCUCUGAGUAAGACUGUCUUCAUCGAGAGAACAUCCCGCACGCAAGCCUUCGCUGCUUUCGAUAAUGCUGCCAGGCAGAUGCAUGAAGCAAAGCAAUCCGUCUACAUCUUUCCCGAGGGUACAAGAUCAUACUACGACAAGCCGGACCUGCUCUCAUUCAAAAAGGGUGCCUUCCACCUUGCGAUCCAAGCACAAGUUCCGAUUGUGCCGAUCGUGGUUGCAAACUACAGCAACGUUCUCAACAUCAAGAAGAAGAUCUUUCGACCAGGCUCGAUUCCAAUUCGAGUGUUGGAGCCUAUCGAGACGAAAGGGAAGACCAAGGAGGACGUUGAUGAGCUGCUCAAUGAAACAAGGGAGAAGAUGUUGAAGGUUCUGGUUGAGAUUACGCAAGACGCACAAAAGCAAGAUACAGCGACUUCUAUGCAUUCGGACGGCUCUGUUGUGGUGGUCGAGCAUGCACCACAUCUGCCUUCAGGCGAGGAUGACAGCGAACUCCCUCUAACGGCAGGCGAAUGGGCAGUUGUGGAUGGCAUCGUGCAAAAGUUGAAGCACUCCUGA
Pseudocercospora fijiensis CIRAD86 is the source of this 906-nucleotide messenger RNA. RefSeq lists its product as uncharacterized. The transcript has 3 exons. Gene Ontology annotation, molecular function: 1-acylglycerol-3-phosphate O-acyltransferase activity. The coding region runs from base 1 to 906 and encodes 301 amino acids. Gene Ontology annotation, cellular component: endoplasmic reticulum; membrane. The record is from RefSeq and is a predicted model, not a curated record. Gene Ontology annotation, biological process: phosphatidic acid biosynthetic process. Lineage: Eukaryota; Fungi; Ascomycota; Dothideomycetes; Mycosphaerellales; Mycosphaerellaceae.